CUCGGCGAUCUCCAUGGUCUGUGGCAAAGCCAGCGAGGAGGUUUGGCUGGAGCCCACUGGGCAGACCUGCAGGCCUGAGGCUGGGCCCGACAGACAGAUCUGGGGCCCACCUCUGCUCUGAGUGGCCUUGGCAAGUCCCUCCGUUCUCUGAGAACUGGGUUCCUCAUAAGUAAAAUCAGGGCGAAUGUCCCAUCCUGCAGGGUCUCCCACACCACGCCCCUGCCCGCCUGCCCCGAGUCCGGGGAGGCCAGCCUGGGGGCCCCUAACCUUUGCCUCCCAAGUGGCUUUGGCUGGUGGCACGAGAUGGGGGUAAGAAAGGGGAGGGAGAUGUCGGGGUACCACGAGCUUACUGUACCCCUCACCCAAAGGUCACGGCUCCUCAAGGCCUCGCCCCACAACUCACAUUUCCAAAUUCUGGUAGCCACGGAAACCGCUCUCUCCCCUCUAUUUAUCACACCCUCUUUGGGCUUGUCUGCAGGGUCUGUGAAGUUCAGACAGUAAAUGUUUUAGGCUUUGUUAGCUGCAGGCACACAGGUGACAUAGUCUUUGUUUUUGUAUUUCACUACCCUUUAAAAACGCGGACCCUGGCUCUAGCUGAUCCAGAUUUGGCUGUGCCACCUGCUUCCUGCCAGCACCCGGCCAGCCUACGGGGUCGUUAUAAUCACCGGAGAGACAGUUCCUGGGCCCGAGCAGCUCUGCAGAGUGGAGCUGCUGUUGGCACAGUGUGCUGGGGAUUUUCCUCUGAGUUUACCCGGCAUCUGGACCUGCUGGGGGUGGGGUCCACAGGUGCCCAGCUCUGGGAGCGCCCAGGUGCCCGGGAAGGGGGCUUACGUGGAGCCCAGGGGGCCUGGGCUGAGCCAGACUGUGGGGGUCACUCUGCUCCCUCCCGGGCUGGGCCUGCAGCACAUGGCUCCGAGCCCGGGUGGGGGGCAUGCAGGUAAACAAGAAGGAGUGCGUGCAUGAUGAAACCGCCAUUCCUGGGGCGCGGGACCCUCUAACAGUCUAGGGUGCACCAGGGGAGGCCCUUUCCCGCAUCCCCACAGUCUACCGGGCAAGGCCCCGGGAAGCAGGACAUCCUGCAAGCAGGGGCCACUCCUGGCAGGAGCAGCCUCACCUGGGGGUGCCCGCCAACACCUGUGCCCCGUGUGGCAGUCCCUGGCGGGGUGAGGGGUAGCGGCACUGGCCGUCCGACACGGCAGAUGGCGGAGGGUCCAGGAAGCCUCGGUGCCCGCGCCUCUGUUCCCCGUCCCUGGUGUGUGGCCGCGCCCUUGGAUCUGUUCCUUGUCAUAACCGGAGCAUGGGCAGCUGUGGCCGGGCCGCUGUGAGGUCCAGCUGCCCAUCCCUGUGUGUGCAGGCCGAACUCCCACCCCAUCUGUUGGCCCACUGAUUUAAGGUUAGGUCCUUUCUGUUUUGCCGGGGUGUUGGUUUCAUGACGGGCAUUUGCUCAUCAGAGGCUCGUCCUGGAGCGAGAUGAUUUUGCUGGUUGGGCCUCGAGGUCUCUGGGGCCACAGGGGCCACCAGAAGUGCUGCUAGGAAAGGUCGGCAGAUGUGCCAGGUGCUCCCGACACGAGUUUCGGCUGAGCUCUCAGUCGGGACAGGUGAAGGCUGGCCCCCUCUGCCAGGCAGCUCUCGGGCCUGUCAGCAAUCCGCGAGGCGGCCCGGCCGGGGCAGCGCGAGUCUCUGACACCCUGUCAGUCACAGGUGCUUCCCGCCGGUGCCCGGGAGCAGGCCCAGGGAGGAAAGCUGCCCCUUGGGCGGGGACACUGUCACCCUGACCAAAGCCGCCUGUCCGCGGUCUUGCCAGCUGAGUAAUGCAAUCAACGAUCAAAGCGCGUCUUCCUGUCUGAGGGUGAAGACGUUGGCAAAAGAAUAAAGUCUUUGUGUGAAGAGGCGUGUCCAAGAUGAUGUCUCACGGGCACGAGGGCAGAGGUGGAACCGGUUGGAAAUUCCUCUCGAGAUCCCCCACAAAUUGGUUUUUCUGCAACUCCGGCUGCAAGAAACGUGGGGACAGAAGGCCGAGGGCCGGGGGCGUGUGUCGGGCAGCCUGGAGGGACCGCUGGGCCGCGGGUGACAUUGAGUCAGCUCGAGUUGACGGCAGCCUCAUCCUUCCAGGAGCUCCGUGCAACCUUGGCCCUCACGUCCGCUCGGUCACCCAGUCCCGCGUCAAUGGUUACCCGGAAUCCACGACCUGCGGCCAGCUCCACCGGCCCCUACCCGAUAGGUCUCGCAGUCGCAGCCCCACCGCCCCCAGGUCCUGCCCGGUGCCUUCCCAUCACGGCAGCCGGGCCAGCCUGGAGCACCUGAAGUCGGGCGCAGGAUUCACACCUACGCUUCCUUUUAAACGUUUCACAGUUUUGGCUCUUAGGUCUUUGAUCCAUUUUGAGUUAAUUUUUGUGUAUGGCAUCGACAUGGGGCUCCAGCUUCAGUCUUUCACUGGGUGUCCAGUUUUCCCACAGCGUGUGCAGAAGGCACCGUUCUUUCCCCACACGAGUGGGCCCAGCCCUCUGUUGGAGAUGUGAGAAUGGGAUUUUUUUUUUAGCUUUCACACAGGAGAGGUGUGCCUGGCGGGUGGGGUAGUUCAGGAAUUGGCAGAAGGUUAAAAAGACAAAUUGUAGUCCAUGGUCGGUCCCCCUGUUGAUCCACCCACUAUCUACUAUCCUUGCAAGGUGGAGGCUAGGGGUGGGGGUGGCGGGUAGAGGUUCCCAGAAUAGCCUCAUAACUUGUUACCAAACUAGCCCAGACUGGCUCUGAAGAGGCCUGGGCAUACCCAUUGUAGUCAGGGGUGGGGAUUUGUUCCAGUUUUCAAAUGUUGCAAAUUCGCACAGGAACCUUAUUUUAAAUGUUUCCAAUUUGCAUGGGCUGCAUGUUUCAAAUUUGCUGGGCUAGUUAGGCUUGUGGAAUAGAAUGUAACCUCUGGAAUAUCAGCCACUGGGGAAACACGGGAGGGACUUGCGAGUUAGGCGAAUGGAAUAAAUAGUGCUGGGUCUAUUGUUCUG
Messenger RNA from Choloepus didactylus (southern two-toed sloth), 2996 nucleotides. RefSeq lists its product as uncharacterized. The transcript is spliced from 2 exons. The coding region runs from base 1902 to 2519 and encodes 205 amino acids. The record is from RefSeq and is a predicted model, not a curated record. Lineage: Eukaryota; Metazoa; Chordata; Mammalia; Pilosa; Megalonychidae.